CUUCGUAACGUCCGAUUCGGAACAGUGGAGGACUUCUUCGGUUUCCUUCUUCGCACGCGGUAGACUUUUUUCUUCUCUUUUUCCCCUUUUCCGAAAAAGAAAAAAAUCUUUAUUAGGAUAAUUGUAGAAAACGGCGAAAACAUUUAAAAAGACAGAUUUUUCCUUUCCCUUGUAUUACGCUAUACUUUUGAAAUUUCAUUGGAUCAUCGAAUGAUAAAAACUGUCCUGCCUCAACUUUGUCAACGACCACCUCAAAUCAUCGUUAGCUGUCAAACUACAUAAUCUUCCAAAUCGGGUCACGAUGCCUAGUCCUGAACAGUCUGGUCCAGAAAAUGCUAAAAGUAAGAAUGGACAUCUACCGGCGAAUGGCGAAACGCCAUCUUCAGUGUGCAUUUCCAAGAGAACCAACACAGAAGUGGACAUAUCCAGUACGUCUUCUGAUGAAAGUUCGGAGAGGGACAGUGGAGAAAGAGGACAAUGGAGUGGAAAAUUAGAUUUCCUCAUCAGCGUCAUCAAUUAUGCGGUUGGAUUGGGGAAUGUGUGGAGAUUUCCCUAUUUGUGCUAUGAGAAUGGUGGAGGCGCUUUCUUGUUCCCUUAUUUGAUAUGCUUGGUUUUACUUGCUGGACCUUCUUUUGUGAUGGAAGUAUCUAUGGGACAGUAUUUAAGUUUAGGAGGCAUUGGAGUUUGGAAUUUAGUUCCUAUUUUCAAAGGUAUUGGAUAUGCAUCGAUGACAAUUGUUGCUUUAUAUAACAUCUACUUUAUCGUAAUUGUGUCGUGGAUCUGCUUUUACUUCGUAUCUUCUUUUUCUUCUCUGCUUCCGUGGCAACAUUGUGACAGUUACUGGAACAGCGAAAAUUGCCAAGACAUCCGUCUUCAAGACAGUAACUUGACCAACGUGAACUUGACGUCCACUAACAGAGAAAGUUCUUCUGUUGUCGAAUUCUGGGAGAGGCGAGUUUUAGGCAUAACGUCCGGUAUUGAAACAUUAGGAGCACUACGUUGGGAACUUGCCCUAUACCUUGUUGCAGCUUGGAUUUUUACAUACUUCAUCAUAUGGAGAGGGCUUCACCAGAGUGGAAAGAUCAUCUACGUAACGGCCCUCUUUCCAUACGUUAUAUUAACCGUGCUUUUGAUUCGUGGAGUAACAUUGGAAGGCGCUAUGGAUGGAAUUCUUUUCUAUAUUACACCUGAAUGGGAAAAACUACGUGAACCAAAAGUUUGGGUGGCUGCAGGAACUCAAGUCUUUUUUACGUUUGGAAUUGGGUUUGGAUCCGUUAUAAAUCUUGGAAGCUACAAUAAAUUUCAUCAUAAUUUUUACAGAGAUUCUAUCAUACUAUGCAUUGUGAAUCCCAUGACCAGUAUUCUCGCAGGAUUUGUAAUAUUUUCAGUGCUUGGUUACAUGGCACACAUUCAAGACAUUCAGGUGUCUGAAGUAGUGAAAUCUGGUCCAGGUCUAGCUUUUUUAACAUACCCAGAAGUUGUUGUUCACUUGCCAUUGUCUCCUGUUUGGGCUUCACUCUUUUUCUUGAUGCUUUUCGUGCUGGGCAUUAACAGUCAGUUUUGUACCGUGGAAGCUCUCGUAUCCAGUCUUGUGGAUGAAUGGCCAAAGCUUUUGCAAAAGAGGAGAAAGGUUUUCUCACUUUGCACAUGCAUGGUCUUGUGUCUCUUGGGCUUGCCAAUGGUGACUCAGGGAGGAAUGUAUAUUUUCCAACUGAUGGAUUCCUUUGCUGCGAGUGGUAUACCUUUACUCUUCACUGUAUUCUUCCAAGCAAUAGCUAUAGGUUGGAUUUAUGGGGUUCGUCAGCUUUCUAAGAACAUUCAAACAAUGGUUGGCUUUCCACCAGGUUGGUACCUGAAGAUCGGUUGGACUGUGUUUAUUCCAUCUGUUACUGCGGGAAUAUUCUUGUUUUCACUCAUCGAAUAUAAGCCCAUUCAGUAUGCUAAAGUGUACAAUUACCCUUGGUGGGGAGAAAUGAUGGGCUGGGGGAUUGCAUUGUCUUCGAUGGUAUGGAUCCCUCUCUACGCUCUUUAUUACAUCUGCACAUCUGAAGGAACGAUAAAGCAAAGGCUUCAAACUGGCAUCACACCAGCACUGGAAAGGAAGGAGAAAGAAAACAAUGACGUACAAAUGAAGGAAACUAACGGCAAGCCCUCACACGUGUAGUAGACGUUUGCAGUUAUGUACUCUUACAAAACUGCUCGUGUUAAUGGGCACAGACUAUAGUGUGAUUACACAGACUUCCAUUUGCCAUUUUUGUAUAUAGUGCUAAAAUGCAUGAGCUUGUUUAAAGGAAUAAGUAACAUUCCUUUACUUAUCUAGACAAACCAUGGAAUUUUAUGGUCCACAAUUCAUUUAUGAAAUCAUAACACAUAACAAUCUUGUAUUUAUCAUCAGUCAUGCUCCGUUAAUGAUACGGGUAUAGAAUACAAAAUUCUAAGCAUUAAUUUGUAUUUAAUGAAUGCUAUUUAUGCACAUAUCUUGUUGAAAAUUUAUGCAACAAUAGCCCUCAGUAAACCAUCACCUCACUGCAACUUGUGACCAAGCUUACAUUUUAAAACAGCUAUGCACUAACGCUUACAAAAAUAGUCUCUUCACUCAUUGGGAUCCCUUCAGAAUUUUUUGAUGCCGUUUUGAAAUAUUCAAUCAGAAUUUCCCCAUCCCUCACUGUUUUUGUGCAAUCAUAGGUUUUAAGUAUCUCAUCUUCAGGAUAUGCUUCUAAAUCAUAUAAUGUAAAAAAAAAAAAAACAAAAUUCAAUAAAAUUCUUGUCAUGAAUACAAGAAAUGUGUUUGUUGACAGAUGGUCAGGUUUGCUGUUGCUGCAAUGGGGACAUGGUAGACAGUCUCAUUGGCACAAAUUUUCGUGACGUAUGCUACCUAAAUUGAAUUAUUUUCUACACUACUUGAGUUCAGACACAAGAUUUAUAGAUUUUUACUCAGGAAAAUAAUUUAGUAUACUAGAACAGUAUUGAUUCUGUAAUGGAUGUGUUUGUAUUCUAACAUUGAACAGGUUAGGGGAGGGUUGGUAAUAACUCUUCCAGAGCUUCUUCUAUUACAUAACAGAAAAAUUUUGCCCUUGAUACAACUAGCAUAAGUAAAAAUGAAGGAAACAUAUGAAGAUUUGUAAGUCCUAUUAGGUAAGACUUAGCACAACACAUACUGUGGAACAAUUACUUUUGAAAUAAAAAGAAGUCUUGCCAAAAAUGAAAUGAACUGAAUGGCUAACUGCUUGGGUUUUGUAUAGUUUUGUUGUCUCCUGUGUGCAGGGUUGCUAUUUUAUCCACUUUUUUGUAAAAAGUCCGGGACGCCGGAAGAAAUUGGACAAACUGGAUGAAAUGAAAAAUCAACUGAUUAUCCACACAUAAAUUUAUUGUUAUGGUGUAAUAAAAUUAGUAAAUAAUUCAAAAACAUUAUGCAUUAUGAAUUAAUCAUUUAAUUAAAAUAUAAUGAUUGUUAACUUUAGAAUUUAAUAAAUCAAAAAAAAAAAAAAUUACACAUAGGUGCAACUAAUUUUCGAUAGUAAUUUACUUAAAAGUAAUAAAAUUUAACAAUGUGAAUAAGCUAUUGGGCAUGAUUACACUAUUAUACAGUGGCUCCCGAAAGUGUUCGUACACUUUGAAAUUUUUUAGUAAAACCAAAAUAACGAGAAACUGAAUCCGAAUAUGAAGUCCGAUAUUUUUCACAUUAUUCCUAUGUCAUUCUAAAUGAAACCCUGUAUUUUUUUCAAAAUAUCGACGGAUCUUCUUUUUGAAAUGGGUCAAUAAAUGGGUUUAAAAAGGCUGGUAUUCGUAAAAAACCAAACACCAUUCGAAAUUUGAAUCUUUUCCUCACAGUAGAGGUAAAUUUGUUUGAAAUGUCUCAAAUUAGUUAAUCUAUUCCAUUCUAUAGUAAAGUGUUUGAUAAAAUGCUUUAAAGAAAAUAAUCGGACCAAAAACAGGGUAAGAAAAGGUCAAUCGGCAAAUCGUGAUCGGAGAUUUACAGUUAAAAAACUAAUGAAAAAUACACAUUUGAGAGCAGUAAAAGUUUCUGCAGAGUUAAAUGAAAAUUUUUGCAUUUAAUUUUCAUUUUAUAUUUUUCGCCAAGUUCUCUGAUAAGCUGGAUUAAAUGGGACCUCUUUCCGCAGAAAUUUUCUUGGCCGUGCGAAAAACAGAAAGCUUACGCUUUUCGUCGCAAAAUCAAUGAUAAAUACGCUCAAAACGUUUUGGAAUUACGCCUUACUUACAGAUAAAAGUGAAUUCAACAUUUUUGGUUAAAUUGUUGAAUAAUUGUAAAUAGAAGGAAAAAUUAGGAACUUGAUCUUAAGAACUUAGUUGGAUAAGUUAAUCAAGACGGUGAAGGUGUUCUUGUGAGAAGGUGCAUAUCUGCAUCAGGGAUUGGUAGUUGGAAUGUUUUGAUGAAAUAAUGAAUCAUGCUGUUCAUUUAAAUAUUUUAAAAACCAAUUUUAAACUCUUAGCCAAAAAUUUGGUUAUCAGAAACAACUUUGUUUUUCAUCAAAGUAACGAUAAGAAGCACACGGUUUUCAAAGUUUGCAUCUAGUGUUUCAGAAAUUGUUCUAAAAGUUUAGAAACUAUCCCUUCAAUCUUCAGAUUUGAACUUAAUGCUAUAUAAUUAGAGAUAUCUGGAAAAUAGAUUACGAAAAUACGGCUUUGAAACGAAAAUAGAGCUAGAAACAAUAACUCUCAAAGUGUGGUUGAACACUUACUCAGAAAUUACGCAAAAAAAAAAAAAAAAAAAAAAGAAAAGAAAGAAAGAAAGAAAAAAAAAAGAAUAAAAUGUAUUCCCAGACAUUUAAAAGGUGUUGCUGAUACUGCAUGAUAUUCUACUAAAUAAUAACUUAAUAAAAAGUUAGAUUAUUCAAUAAUAUAUAGACAUUUUUUAAAAUGUACCAAGACUUGCGAGAUAAAAUUUCCGGCACUUUGUGGUUUUUGAUUUUUAAAAAAUUAAGUGUUAAUAUUUUUAAAAAAAAUUUCAUGUAGUUUUGUUGAUUAUAAAUCUUAUAAUUAAAUACCUAUUCCAAAAUAUUAAUUCGAACCAUUGAAUAGGGUGCUAUUUCAUUGAAAGACGUAGGUGCACAAACACUUUUGGGAGCCACUGUAUAUUACAAUAGUAGAAAUUAAAUUUAAUGGAAAAGUCAAAAGAAAUACUUGGAGACACACAUACAAAACGAAGAUUUAAAGACUAAAAACAUUUAACCGUUUUAUUUUUCGAGUUUUUAUUGAUGUCACACCAUAGUAAAAUAUUUAUGUGCUCUGCAUUUUUUUAUGGAUAUGUUAAUGUCAUACAAAUUACUACUUUUGUAGGGUUGUGGGUACUUAGAACAGUGUACCAGAAGAGGCUGUAAUGAGCAAGGCGGUAGGUAGCUUUAAAAUGGCCAUUAACCUUCGUUGGGGCUAAUAAAUUGACUAGGAACAGCCUAGCUGGGUUCAUAGUCUUUUGCUGAUCAGCAUAUUUGUAUUUGUAUUACAAAAAUAGAUUUUACUUCAUGUCAACAUUUCCUUUAUUAAUAUCAAGUUGUUUUCUUUCUUUCUUUUUUUAAACAAUGAUUUUAAUGUUUUGGGAGACUCGAACCUUUAAAACUUUUCAUUUCUUAGUUUUAAUUUUAUAAAUGCAUUUAUUAUGGGCAAUAAACCGCCACAUCACAGAUAAACAUCUUAAAAUGCAGAGCUGAUGUAUUUGUUUCUAUAAAUGCUAUUACAUGCAUUAUGACUUAUUAACACGCAUUUGAUUUAUAUACACAUUUACUUAAACUUCAACUGAUCUUAAUGUUUUCAUAUUGACUUUAAAAUAUUUUUCAAUCAAUUUUUAAUAUACAUAUUUAUGUAUGCUUUUUUUACAUUAAAAUAGUACUUGAAUAGGAAGAAUCUAUAUAAUUAUUUAUUAUUUUCAAACUUCAAAUUUUUCACUAAAAACUUUCAGUUUACCGAAAAAGUGGACAAAAUGACAUUUUGUCUGGGACGGUUUUUUGCGGGGUGGACAAAACAGGACAACCCUGCCUGUGUGAAUGGGACAGCAAUGGCAAGAAGAAUUGAAAAAACGAACGGUCCGAUCAUUCCACUGGCGCUUCAAAUUGAAUUAACCCUUUUCAAAACUUCCUGAAGACAAUUGAUAAUAAAUACUGUUACUGGAUUUCAAUUCUUUAAACCAGAAUUUCCAUGUAUCAGUGACAUAAAACUUGAAGACAUAUUUGCAGGGCCUCCUCCGGCGCAAGUGACCACAUGCUUGCCCAGUUAUUGCUGGGUAUUAAAGAUAUAUGAACAAUUGCUAAGUUUUUGAUAUUUUUCUUUUAAUAUUUAUCAUGCAAGUGAAUAUGCACAUUUCUCUCAAACUUCAGCUACAUGACGCAGAAAAUCUGAGGGUGAUGGAGGGGAAAAAAAACUGCUUAUAUUAACAAUUCAGCAGAUCACUAUACAAAGAGCAGGUUUUGUAGACUAGUAUAAUUAAACAGUACAAAUGUUAAGACUAUGUUCUUUCCACAAAUUGUGCGUUUAAUUGCAAUUAUUUUUAAAUUAUGACAACAAUAUUGUCCCCCCCCCUCUCCCAACAUGGAAUAUUGGUUUCUAAUGCUAGGUAUGGACUGAGUGGCUAUGGAUGUUUCAACUUCACUACGUUCAACAAGCAAAAAAAAAAAAAAAAUGUACAUAGUUGACUGUAAUAUUGUGCACCCGUUAAAAUGAGACAAUUUCAUACAGAAUUUAUAAAAUCAGGAACAUUUUGGCUUUAGGCCUUUUUUAAAUUCUGGUAUGAAAGGAAUUUUCAAAGCACUUCGAAUGUCUCUGAAUUUGCUGAAAAAUUCAGCAAAAAUUUCAACUAACAUGAUGGGAUAUAUUUCGAAAAUGAAAAUUUUUUUUCUCAUUAUUCGUUUCAUUUUUACUUUAAAAUGCAAUACCUACUUAUUAAAAAUUCAUUUUCAUAUGAAUGAAAUUGUUUGAAGUGCUGUCUUUGUAUAUUGUAUAAAUAUUGCUAGAUGUAAAUAAAGUUUGGUUUUUACGAAAUGGUG
Messenger RNA from Uloborus diversus, 6995 nucleotides. RefSeq names its product sodium- and chloride-dependent GABA transporter 1-like. The record is from RefSeq and is a predicted model, not a curated record. Gene Ontology annotation, cellular component: membrane. Lineage: Eukaryota; Metazoa; Arthropoda; Arachnida; Araneae; Uloboridae. The coding region runs from base 302 to 2164 and encodes 620 amino acids. The transcript is spliced from 14 exons. Gene Ontology annotation, biological process: sodium ion transmembrane transport.